Molecule: messenger RNA, 1815 nt
Organism: Oppia nitens
Lineage: Eukaryota; Metazoa; Arthropoda; Arachnida; Sarcoptiformes; Oppiidae
Gene: VAChT
Product: vesicular acetylcholine transporter-like
Exons: 1
Coding region: 14-1807 (597 amino acids)
Biological process (GO): chemical synaptic transmission; xenobiotic transport; transmembrane transport
Cellular component (GO): membrane; AP-1 adaptor complex; AP-2 adaptor complex
Molecular function (GO): acetylcholine transmembrane transporter activity; xenobiotic transmembrane transporter activity
Source: RefSeq, a predicted model, not a curated record
AACAACAAAAAUUAUGGCAAUAAUACCCGUACUUAACGAAGACACGUCCGUCCUAUGGGAACGGAUCAACCAGAAAGUAGAAGAACCUCGAAGUCAACGCCGUAUCAUAUUAUUCAUAGUAUGUGUAGCCCUACUGUUGGACAAUAUGUUGUAUAUGGUAAUUGUGCCCAUAAUACCCGACUAUUUGCGGGCCAUAGGAGCCUGGACUACACAUCUGGAGGAUGCCGAAAUCGAGUACCGUAAUGUGUCCAACAAAUACGUACCCUUCCGUGUGGGCGGUAUUACCGUUUACGAGGGCGAAGAUUCRGCCGUCGGUAUGCUGUUUGCAUCGAAAGCAUUGGUACAGUUGUUUAUCAAUCCGUUUAGCGGCCAUAUCAUCGACCGUAUCGGUUACGACAUACCGAUGAUGAUUGGGCUGACUGUUAUGUUUUUCUCAACUGCACUGUUCGCCUGCGGCCAAAGCUAUGGACUAUUGUUUUUUGCCCGCAGUCUCCAGGGUGUCGGAUCGGCAUUUGCCGAUACUGCCGGUCUGGCCAUGAUUGCCGACCGGUUUACCGAAGAUCAGGAACGUCAGCGGGCUCUGGGUAUUGCACUGGCAUUCAUAUCGUUCGGCAGUCUGGUUGCCCCGCCGUUUGGCGGCAUUCUCUAUCAGAUAGCCGGCAAAGAAGUGCCGUUCAUCAUACUGUCGCUGGUCUGUCUGGUCGAUGCCGUACUCUUGAAGUUUGUUAUGCGACCCGUUAAGCAACAGAUUAAGGACAGUGGUGUCCAGCGGCCAACAGGCGGUACACCUAUCUAUCAGUUGCUAAUGGAUCCGCAUAUUGCUUGCUGUGCCGGCGCACUGAUUAUGGCCAACGUUUCCCUCGCUUUUCUCGAACCAACCAUAUCGUUGUGGAUGGAAAACACAAUGACCGACAUCGAAGAAUGGCAAAUGGGUCUGAUAUGGUUACCGGCUUUUUUCCCGCACGUACUCGGCGUCUAUACGACCAUCAAAUUGGUCGAGAAAUAUCCGAAAUACCAGUGGAAAAUAGCGGCCGUCGGUCUAGCCCUGGAGGGUGUGUGCAGUUUUUUCAUACCGUUUGCCGAAUCGUUUUGGUUUCUCAUAUUACCGAUAUCGGGCAUCUGUUUCGGCAUAGCACUGGUCGAUACUUCAUUGCUACCGACACUCGGCUAUCUGGUCGACGUACGCUAUGUCUCAGUUUACGGCUCUAUCUAUGCCAUUGCCGACAUAUCCUAUUCCCUGGCCUACGCUGUCGGACCGAUAAUUGCCGGCACUGUUGUCGAAACCAUUGGUUUUCUAGCCUUGAACAUCUGUAUAGCCAUAACCAACCUUAGCUAUGUACCAGUGCUGUCAAUGUUGAGGCAUAUCUACGAUUAUAAGCCGUUUGAAGGCGAAAACAUUUCGAUGACCGAACAGCCGACGGCAACAAACAAACGACUGUUUCCGUCGGGUCACGACAAUAACAGYCGACAGCAGCAGCCGUUAGGCCARCAGACCAAUGCCAUUAGUAACCAGAAUAUCGGUGGUGCCGACAGUAUAUAYCAACAACAACAACAACAACUACAGCACCAACAGUUGACUAAUACCAGUGCACACCCACACCAAUACCAUCAACAACAACARCARCAUAAGUCCUAUACAAUGGAAGAAGAGGAUCCCUGGGGUGACGGGGGAUCAGYCGGAGGUCAGCCGCCGCCGACACCGGCGCCAACCAAACKUAAUCCAUUUGUUAGCAAUAGUAGUGACAACAACACCAACACAACAAACCGGGAUCUGUGUUCAAAUGGUUACGUAACCCGUAAUCAAUGACCAUAAUA